Osmerus eperlanus (European smelt) is the source of this 1829-nucleotide messenger RNA. RefSeq names its product estrogen-related receptor delta (gene esrrd). NCBI's taxonomy places the organism in Eukaryota, Metazoa, Chordata, Actinopteri, Osmeriformes, Osmeridae. Gene Ontology annotation, cellular component: nucleus; chromatin. Gene Ontology annotation, molecular function: zinc ion binding; nuclear receptor activity; estrogen response element binding. Gene Ontology annotation, biological process: nuclear receptor-mediated steroid hormone signaling pathway; regulation of transcription by RNA polymerase II. The coding region runs from base 157 to 1551 and encodes 464 amino acids. The record is from RefSeq and is a predicted model, not a curated record. The transcript has 7 exons.
AACACACUCUUAUCUCACUCUCCUCCCUCCACCUCUCUAUCUCUCCAUCUAUUUUCCCUCAUACCGGGUCUGUGAGAAGGGGAAAGGUUUUAGGCCUUCUGCUCCAAGGAAAUACGUUUCUAGUUUACUGUUGAGUCAUUCAAAUCGUUCUGGAGCAUGGAUCUAAAAGAUUUGUGUUUGAAUGAAAACUUCCACUUUCUUCAUCAGCACAGUUUGUUGGAACCCUCCAGCAUGGAUGACGCUCCGUCGCCGGACGAACCGGGAAUCAAAACGGAUCCAUCAAGCCCGGCAUUCGCUCUGGACAGUACCACACCGUUCAGCCCCGGCUCGGACACCAGCGGAUACAGUCUUUUCUCCCAGGGACGCUCGCUUGACCCCGAAUCUCCCAGAUCCAGCAGCAGCGGCUGCGGUGUCGGCGCGGCACCGGACACCGCAUCACACUUCAGUUCCGAGCAGAGUUUGACGCUCUCGGCACACGUUGACUCCAUUCUCAAAUGCGACUACUUGUCGUCGCUCGGUACCGGACCUAAGCGGCUCUGCUUGGUUUGUGGAGACUUCGCAUCCGGCUACCACUAUGGUGUUGCGUCCUGCGAGGCAUGUAAAGCGUUCUUCAAAAGGACAAUUCAAGGUAACAUCGAGUACAGCUGCCCGGUGAUGAAUGAAUGUGAGAUCACCAAGCGCCGCAGGAAGUCAUGUCAGGCAUGUCGCUUCCAGAAAUGUCUACGUGCUGGAAUGAUGAAGGAAGGUGUUCGUAUGGACCGUGUCAGAGGUGGGAGACAGAAGUAUAAGAGACGAGUGGAUUCAGGCCUGACUAUCUACAUGAAAGCUCCUUAUACACACCCAAUGAAAUCUAACAGAAACAAAGUAGUCUCCCAGCUACUGCUGACAGAGCCCGCCCCCCUGUGUGCCAUGCCGGACAACUCAACCAAUGACAGUGACCUAAAGACCCUUCUGACCCUGUGUGACCUCCUGAACAGGGAACUUUUGGUCAUGAUUGGCUGGGCCAAGCACAUCCCAGGUUUUUCUAGUCUGUCAUUGGUGGACCAGAUGGCGCUGCUGCAGAGCGGUUGGAUGGAAGCUCUGGUGCUGGCUGUGGUGUGGCGGUCACUAAGCAACAACGGGAGUGGCGGAGACGGGGAAGAGAUUGUGUUUGCGGCUAACCUGCGGCUGGGUGCAGAGCAGUGUCGGAGGGCGGGGCUAGCGGACCUGUACAGCGCCCUGCGACACCUCACCACCAAGUACCAACAGAUGAACCUCACCCAGGAAGAGGCAGUCACUCUGAGGGCUAUGGCUCUGGCUAAUUCAGAUGCAGAGAGUCUGGAGAGUGCCGAGGCGGUGCAGCGUUUCCAGGACAACCUCCACGAGGCUCUGCAGGACUACGAGGCCUCCCAUUGGCCGGCGGAGAUCCACCGGGCGGGGCGUCUGCUGAUGACCCUCCCCCUGCUCCGCCAGACCGCCCAGGCGGCCGUCCAUGCCUUCUGUCGCCUCCACCUGGCGGGACGCGUGCCCAUGCACAAACUGCUGUUGGAGAUGCUGGACGCCAAGAUCUGAAGAACACCAUGUGUCUCGUACACACAGACACCGGUUGACUCAUACACACACCAACACACACACACACACCCACCUUCAUAUCCAGCGCCCCAUCCAGUUGUAUCAGAGGUGGUUCGAUGCCCAUGUUCGAUGAGCAACCUUGCUGACUGUGAACAUGGUUCAAUUAUUCUCUGGGUCACAUAUCUGUACUCUACACUCUGUCAGAAAUACUCUCAUUAGUCUCAAGGAGUUAUUGAAUGGUUGUACAUUUAGUGUUGGUGUAGAUGGUUCUAUUUCAA